CAUUGAGCGCGGCGGAGCGAAAGUUUUGGUUCUCUUUCUCCCGCGCAAAUGCAGAGAGUCAGCAGUCAGCGCGCUUCUUCCCGCGCAAACGCUCUGUGAUAGAGGACGGCUGCGGAUGUAGUCCUAACCCGGCGGCGAGAGCAGAGCGAGAGAGAGCGAGAGAGAGAGAGAGAGAGAGAGAGAGAGAGCCACGACCAUCGCCCGACAAGCCCAAGAGCGGCUCGCGAUCUGGACGGCUCGCGAUCUGGACUCGCGCGGACCGGAAGAGUGGGGUUGGUUGGUGGAUUAGGUUGUGUGCUGAUCGACCGAUCGUUGUUCGUCAGUAGUCGUCGUUCACGAUGUCGAGCGGAGGUGGAGGUGCCCGGCUUAACGUUGUCCCGACCGUCACGGUUUUGGCGGUGAUUAAGGCACGGCUGAUCGGUGCGACGAAGGGGCAUCAACUUUUGAAGAAGAAGAGCGAUGCGCUGACGAUGCAGUUUCGCUCGAUUUUGAAGAAGAUCGUGCAGACGAAGGAACAGAUGGGCGAGACGAUGCGCGCGUCUGCGUUCGCGUUGACGGAGGCCAAGUACUCGGCCGGUGAGAACAUCAAGCACGUGGUGUUUGAGAACGUGGACCAGGCAGUACUGAAAGUUCGGACGAAACAGGAUAACGUCGCGGGCGUGAAGCUUCCGAGGUUCGAGCAGUUCUCGGAGCCGGGCGAGGGAAAGAACGAUCUGACGGGUCUGGCGAGAGGAGGGCAGCAGAUUCAAUUGUGCAGGGGGGCGUUCGUGAAGUCCGUUGAGCUUCUCGUCGAACUCGCGUCGCUGCAGACUUCGUUUCUGACGCUCGACGAGGCCAUCAAAACGACUAAUCGACGUGUGAACGCGCUGGAGAACGUCGUCAAGCCGAAGCUGGAAAACACCAUACAGUACAUCAAGGGAGAGCUGGACGAAUUGGAGAGAGAGGAGUUUUUCCGGCUGAAGAAAGUGCAGGGAAACAAGAAGAAGCAGCUGCAGAGACAGCUGGCGGAGGCGGCGGCAGCGGUAGCGGUAGCGGUAGCGGCAGAAGCGGGAAAGAGUGCUGCCGACGGCGCUAAUCAUGUGGCAGAUCCUUAUCGAUUUGGUGGGCAACAAGAGGCAGAAGAGGACGGGGACAUUAUGUUCUAGACAGAUGUCAGCGUGACUCUGUCAACGGAUUGCGCUGCCCUUUUUCGCUAGUAAAGAUGGUGAAUGAGAGGUGAGAGGUUGAUGGGACGGGGUGGAGGUCGGAGAGUUUUGGCGAAACAGAUGGUGGAAGCGGCGGCUGCGGCAGCAGCAGCAGCAGCAGGAAGGGUGUGGAUGGUGCUAAUCGCGUGGCAGGUCCUUAUCGAUUUGGUGGGCAACAAGCGGCAGAAGAUAAUGGGGACAUUCUGUUUUAGAUAGACGUUCACUACGACACCAUUGUGGAUCACGAAUCGAGUCGGACUUCUUUCGUGAAUAUAGAAAAUGAGGGGUUGAUUGGAUGGGAGAUCGUAUGGAAGUAGGUGCAGGGUAUCGGUGGCAAAGGAUGCAGCGGGCAAGAGUGCUGUGGUCGAUCGAAUGGGCGGUCAGGAUGACAUCGUCAUGGAGUCGUGGAUUGUAUGGCACUUGUCUUCUUUGAUUGUAUGGCAGAGGGUUGCUUGAUCGGAGAGGUUGUGGAGUUUUGAUGAGGAUGGAAGAAGGUGCAGGGUAGCAGCGGCGGUGGUGACAGCAGGCAGGAAAGAGUGCCGCUGCUGAUCAAAUGGAGCAUCCAUAUUUGUUGUAGUCAUCAGCGAGAGGAAGCCGACAUGGGUGUUCUGUUUAGUGUGAGGGCAUCGUCCUUUUAGACCUCCCAGUUGAAACCAUUGCUUUCUGUAGCACACAAUCUACUGAAAGGGCAAAGGAGAGGUAACCGUCGAGCUGGUGGGGGAAGAAGCGAUUGCAGAGAAGACAUGUCGCAGAGAAGACACGGGGCACGGUUGUGAUGAGGGUGGAAGAAGGUUUCAGGCCGUCUAGCUCAAACCGUUGCUUUCUAUAGCACGGUAUCUACAGAAAGGGGCAAAGGAGAGGUAACUGUUGAGCUGGUGGGAGAUAAGUGAUUGCGGGGAGAACAUGUGGCAAAGAAGAUUUGGUAAAGAUGUGUGGCGGAUUGUGAUGAGAAUGGAAGAAGGUGCGGAUUGUGAUGAGAAUGGAAGAAGGUGCCACGAUAAUCGUGGAAGACGAUCGUUGUGUGGCGGUAUUGUGAUGAGAAUGGAAGAAGGUGAUGAGAAUGGAUAAUCGUUGGAGACGAUCGUUGGAAGAAGUGAUUGCAGCGGAGACACACGACAGCAGUGGUAGCGGAAGAUCUUUCAUGGAUUUUGUCAGCGGGAGGAAGAAGACACAGGCGGUAGCGGAAGAUCUUUCAUGGAUUUUGUCAGCGGGAGGAAGAAGACACAGGCAGUCUGUUUUGGGCCUUCAGCUGGAUCCGAUGCUGUCUAGCAUGUGAAGUAUUUAAGGGGAGCUUGAUUGGUUUGGGGUUUGCUUGGGGAGGAGAGGGGGGCGGGGGUCUUGAUUGGUUGGGGGUGAGUUUUGUCCAGUGAAGGUGGAGGCAGGGUGAUUGGUGGAGGCGGCUGCAGAGAUAUGGAAAAGAUGCAUGAAAGAGACAAGUGGCAGCAGCCAGCCUGUGCGGUGGCAGCAGCAGCAGGAAGGGGGGAUUCUAUUUUUAGAGACGAUAUAUGAUCUUGUGGAAGAUCAGUGUGGACUCCUGGAAAGAGAGUGAAGAUGUGGGUGUUCUAUUUUUAGUAGCGAUUUUUUAAGUGGAUUGCAGAGUAAAUGACUGGCUUAUGU
Chara braunii is the source of this 2801-nucleotide messenger RNA. NCBI's taxonomy places the organism in Eukaryota, Viridiplantae, Streptophyta, Charophyceae, Charales, Characeae. The record is from the annotation of a GenBank genome assembly.